Messenger RNA from Paramecium octaurelia, 2847 nucleotides. Lineage: Eukaryota; Ciliophora; Oligohymenophorea; Peniculida; Parameciidae. The record is from the annotation of a GenBank genome assembly.
AUGAGUUAUUUCUCUCUAUCUAGCAGAUUAACAUUCUUAUUAAUUUAGCUUAAAAGUCAGGCCCUAAUUACUUCAGACCAAUAUUCCCGACUUUGCGACCAUGCUGCAAAGGAUGAUCCACAAUUGAAGCAGUUGAUUGUUUCCUAUGAGAACGGUUUACCAUAGAGUGAGUUUAUUGCUCAAAUGUCAAAAAUGCUUGAUACUCAAAAUGGCAAUUAAAACAUUAUCAAAUCUUACUUGUAAGUCUGAAUAUCAUCAAUAUUAGUGACUCCAUAGUCAAUAUUGGCAAAUCACUCAAGAGUAAAAUUAAGUAGUUUUAUGGAGACAUUAAGGUAAAUUUAAUCUUAAUUUAAUCUUAGCAAGAUAUCAACGAAAUCUAUCAAGAGUGCUUCAUAGCACAAAAUCAUCAGCAGGAAAUAAAGAGUCUCAUUCGAUUAAUUCUUAAGCAUUUUAACAUUAAUGAAUUUACUUUACUACAAUUUAUGUAGAAUGAUCAAUGCCACAUUCUUACAAAUAAUUUUGAAUCAAUUACAAUUAAAGAAGUAUAACACAUUCAAUAGUUCGUUCAAACACAAUUACAUAAUUAAAUCAUCUAGACUUCAAAAGAAUUAGUAACAUUAUUAAAAACAGAUAAAUUACCUUAAUUUUAUAUAAUAACAAAUAAUGGUAUAAUUUUUUUUACCUUUACUGAAAAUAUCAAUAGCACUUUUAAAUCGUACUUCACGAUUGCCUUUCUUUACAACCAAAUUAUAUCAAUUAUCAAAUAAGGAUCUCAAAUUGUUGCAUUAAAAAAACUAUAGACUAUAAGAAUGGAAAUCUUAUAAUUUGUAUCAAGAACUAUACAGAUUUUAAACUACAAACUCCUCUUUAGCAUUUUGAUUUAAAUAAUGAAAUAGUUUAGUUUGUAAAUUUUGGUUAGCCAAAGUGAUCUAUAGGAAUUGUUGCAAUAAAAUGUAAAGAAUUAUCUAAUGCUAAAUUUUGAAAGUGAGUGGGAUGGUGUGUUUAUUGAUUUGGAAGGCAAUCUUUCCACUUAGUUGAAGGAAAAAGUAUAGAGUACUUUUAGAAAGAGUAUCAAACGAUAUAGUAAGAAAUUAAGAUAGAAAAAGUAUUUAUUAGAAUCAUUCUAAUAAGUUACUUAGCAUAAUGAAAUGAUUAUGUGUUUAUUCUUUAACAGUUACUUAUUUGUGUAUUAUAUGACUGUUUAAUGGAAUCAUGAUUAAUUUGUGUACUUAAUGCAUAUAGAUAUAGGUCUCGAUUCAAACUAUCCAAAGAAAUCAAUUUUGGAGAUCCACUCUAUAAGAUCUUUGAAAAAAACCCUAUUGUAAUAGCAAAUGUAAAAGAAUUAAUUGAAUCUAAAAAUGAUCAUUUGGAAUUUAAUGAUGGUUUUUAUAAAUUUUCUUUGAAAGUCGAAAGAGGAACCAAAUUGGAAGUUAAAUAAAUUUCUGUCUAUUUAUUCAACAUGCAAUUGAAAAGGUAUUUGAUAUGCUGAUUUAUAAGACCACUCUCAGAAUUGUUAUAAAUCUUUCGAAACAAAGUUAAAAUAUUAUUGACACUAAAGAGGGCAACAUUGGCAUUUAAAUCGAAGCAACUUGUGAUGGAAAAUCAAUUCUUUAGAUAAUCAGCUUUGGUGAUGUAUUUGCCAGAUCAAGAUAUGAGGAGAAUAAAUGCGAUCUAUAACUAAAGUCAUGAAUAAGCACUAGAAAAAUAUAGAGCAUACACAAUGAAGAAGAAAUCAAAAAAAUUGGAAUAGUUUUUAGCUUAAUUUGAAGAAGACGACAAGAAUAAUCCAGAUGGUCGAAAAAUAGCAAUUGAUCCUAAUUUAUAAGAAAGACUAUUAGAUUACGAGUUCAAUCUAUUGAACAAGAAAUUGUAUAAGAAUAAGUUUAUUAUUGUGUAUAACAUCUUUGAUAUGCUUGAAUACACCAAAUAAUAUACAUUAAAAAACAAGGAACUUGUCAAUUUUUUAACUGCUCUCAAAUACAAGUAUAAUAAGACAGCAAAUCCAUUUCAUAAUUUUACUCAUGGAGUCAAUGUAAUGCAUGGAUGUUUUCUUUUUGCUCAUCAUCCAAAAUUUGGUUCAUGUUUUAAUGAUUAAUAGAGAUUUGCUAUGACACUAGCAGGUUUAUGUCAUGAUGUGGGACAUCCUGGAACAAAUAACUUAUUUUAAGUGAAUGCUUAGACUAAAUUGGCUUUGUUAUACAAUGAUAAAUCCGUGUUAGAGAAUCAUCAUAUAGCAGUCACUUAUAAAUUGCUGGCUUUGAAAUAAUGUGAUUUUCUGGGAUCAAUCCCAAGAGCAGACAAAAUAAUGAUCAGAAAAUACAUUGUGAAUAAUGUCUUAGCUACAGAUAAUUAAUUCCAUUUUAAAUUGCUCAAUGAUAUCGAAAUUAAAUUUGGUCAAUCCUUAGGCGAUCCAAAAAUCUUUAGUAUCUUUAGAAGUUAUAUUAAAAUUAGAAUCUGAUGAUAACAAGCUUCUUCUGAGUGGGUUCUUGACUCAUGCAGCUGACUUUUUCGGAGCAGCAAAGUCUUAUCAAAUAGCCAGAGUGUGGAGCGAAAGAUUAAGGAGAGAAUUUCAGGCCUAAGUAAAUUACCGAUAAUAUGAUUUUAAAGUCUUAAUUAGAAGAUAUAGUUGGUAUCGCUUAGACUCCGUAUCUCAGAAAUUUAGACAAUGAGAUUCAGUAUGCCAAAAAUGAGAUUGGAUUCUUGAAAGUUAUCGUGAAACCAAUUUAUGAAUCCUUGAAUCAGUUCUCUGAUGGAGCUAUGUCAUUAUAAUUGGCUAAUAUUAAUCUAAGCAUUAAAAAAUAUUCAGAAAUCGUUGAUUCACAUUAAUAAGAAUGAAUAUGAGUCUAU